Gymnodraco acuticeps is the source of this 666-nucleotide messenger RNA. Its product is annotated as C-C chemokine receptor 1-like protein 1. Gene Ontology annotation, biological process: G protein-coupled receptor signaling pathway; immune response. The transcript is spliced from 3 exons. NCBI's taxonomy places the organism in Eukaryota, Metazoa, Chordata, Actinopteri, Perciformes, Bathydraconidae. Gene Ontology annotation, cellular component: membrane. The record is from RefSeq and is a predicted model, not a curated record. Gene Ontology annotation, molecular function: G protein-coupled receptor activity. Bases 1 to 666 code for a protein of 221 amino acids.
AUGAAUGCUCUUGCGCGCACGUUUAACGCAGUGCAGUUAUGUUCAUUUUUUAAAAUUUGCUUCCUGCUAGGAGUUCUUGGAAAUUUUGCUGUGAUCAUCCUCAAGCCAAACUGGCAGCACCUGUCCAGUCUGAGCCAGAGUCUGAUGCUGAAUUUGGCCAUAUCAGAUCUGAUCUGCCUGCUCCCCCUGCCUCUGUGGAUUUACACUUUUGUGAAAGGCUGGACUCUCGGCCUGGUAGCUUGUAAGCUUCUGGCAUAUUUCAUGUACUGCAGCCUCUAUUCUAUCCUCCUGACGGUGACAGUGCUGAGUGUCCAGCGCUACCUGGUGGCUGUGCUGCUGAAAGAGUGCCUGAUAGGAUUUUUUUCAAUUUCUGUUGUCACAUUUUCAUACAUGGGCCUCCACAGGAAAGUGAACCAAGCAGCUUUCUUCAACAACCCACAGACGACCCGGCUGGUCACAAGUAUCAUUGUGACCCUUUUUGUUCUAAGGAUGCCAUUUUACAUCACAAAUGUUCUUGGUCUGGCAGCUCUUUCACUCAAAAAUGAAGCCCUGUUGAAGUUUUGCUGGAAAAUCUGGAACCUUGUUACAGCACUGGUAGUGUUGAAUAGCUGCCUUAAUCCACUCCUUUAUGCAUUUGCUGUGUGCCGUAAAAGGGAAAAUGAAUAG